AAAUCCACACGCCUAUGUUGCACGAUUUGGUGCUUCACUUAGAGAUGCCCAGACUUUGUUGCAAGAAGCAAGACAAGCAGGUGUAGUCGAAGAUAUUUCGCCACCAGUCGGUGGUGCUAUUGGAUUUUUGAUUGUUUACUUAUUAUGUGAUAAUAAUUAUCUCAAUCACUGCUACUAAGAAUAAUAUUAGUAUUCACAUUCUAAACUAGAUCAUAGCCUGCAAAUAUGUGAACGAUUCACUUGGAGCUCAAUCUUAUGGUCAAGACAUCGGAUAUAGUGGCGGCGCUGGAUUCAGCGAUGGUGCAGAUUUUGCACAAUCAUCCUAUGGCUCUCAAUCCGGUUAUGACUUAGGAUUUGGAGGUGAGAC
Molecule: messenger RNA, 367 nt
Organism: Didymodactylos carnosus
Lineage: Eukaryota; Metazoa; Rotifera; Eurotatoria; Philodinida; Philodinidae
Source: the annotation of a GenBank genome assembly